CCAAAGUGACUGUCAGCUCGAACGAAGUUUCAGUCUGCUGAGCUGGUGCAAGGGUUAUGCAAUUUUUUGCAUGAAUGUUUGGGUUUUCAUUAGGCGAUGAUUUAAACGGGGAUAAAAACCAGUUCGCCUGAACAUCACGCUGUUUAUCGUUUUCUUAUCACUCAACAUGAAUCGAACCAGAGAUGAGGUAGACGACCUCUUGCAAAAGUCCAGAAUAUCCAGAGACAUGCAUCAGGAGGAAUCUGACUACAACCCUCAGCGCAACUAUAGGCCUAAUUCUGGUGAAGUCUUCCUUAGCGAGCCAGGACUUCAGACGUCUUCUUAUCAUUCUUCUGAUGUUGGUGGCGGUUCCAACUUGAUGAGCAAGGAUACCUCCUUGUACCAAAACUCUCCAACAUUGAAUUUGCCAGGGGCUUUCCCAACUAAUUCGCUCGAUGACAACAAGCGAAACAAUAACUCUUCACUUAGCCGUCGCGAGCAAACAGAAGAUUACAGUGGAAUGAACAAAAACAAAGGAUAUAGCACUGAUUAUACUGCUGGUCAAAUUGACAAUGAUCCGAUUUUGAGACUCAAAAAGGAUAUCACUUACCAGACAUCGCCUGGUGCCACAGGUGAUCUCAACUCCAAUCGCGCAACCGAUCAGAAAGAUAUUGAUCCCACUAAACGCAACCAAAGCCAAUCGAUUUCUCAACCCACGGAUGGAUCAUCAUUGAACGCUGGCUCUAAUGUUGGUGAUCUUAAACAAGAUUACACCGCUGGUCAGAUCAAUGAUGACCCCACCCUUGGAAAUAAGGGCUCGGCAGCAGCCAUCUCUGGCCCUGCAAACGCCCAGACUUUUGGAAGCACAGACAUGGCUAAUAACUCUAAAAGCACUGGUAAUGACACUGGCAUGGUUAAAACUUCUGCUGCCGCAGCCGCAGUAGGAGGCAUUGGUGCUAAGAUUGGUUCCAUACUCGGCCGUAGAAAGUCCAAAGAAACUGAACUUCCAAAGGACUCAAACCUUAACACUCAAACCCAAGAUUGGAAGCAAGGUACUGAUGGACGCAUGUCGAUGGAUACUCAACGCCCUGAUGUCUCUAGUGAUAGUGAACCUUUUGGAACGGAACAAUCUGGAUCCUGGAACAAGCAAGGACAACGUUACAGCCUCCCUGCCACAUCUUCGUCGUAUGACAAAGACCUAUCUGGAAACUUGAACAACCAAGGGAAAGACUCUGAUCUCUCUGGAGUUGAUACUUCCCUUGGAACUUACCAAACUGGAAACUUGGCAACUCAAGGAGACCGCGGUGAUCUCUCUGGAAUCAAAAACUCCCUUGCAACUGAUCAAUCUGGUAGCUUGAAGAUGCCUCAAGGACAGAGCGGAGAUCUCUCUGGAUUGAAAGAUACUCUUAAAACUGAUCAAUAUGGAAGUUCGACAACCCAAGGACAGAGUGGAAAUCUCUCUGGAAUGAAAGAUUCUCUUGACACUGACCAAUACGGUAGCUUGAAGAAGCCUCAAGGACAGCGUGGAGAUCUCUCUGGAUUGAAAGAUUCUUCUCUUGAUACUGAUCUUUAUAAGGACUCGACAACCCAAGGACAGAGAGGAAAUCUCUCUGGCAUGAAAGAUUCUUCUCUUGAUACUGAUCUUUAUAAGGACUCGACAACCCAAGGACAGAGAGGAAAUCUCUCUGGCAUGAAGGAUUCUUCUCUUGAUACUGAUCUUUAUAAGGACUCGACAACCCAAGGACAGAGAGGAAAUCUCUCUGGAAUGAAGGAUUCUUCUCUUGAUACUGAUCUUUAUAAGGACUCGGCAACCCAAGGACAGAGAGGAAAUCUCUCUGGAAUGAAAGAUUCUUUUGGAACUAAUCAAUAUGAUAGCUCCAAACCUCAAGGACAGCGUGGCGAUCUCUCUGGAACAGACGCUGCGCCUGGAACUGGUCUAUCUACCAAGUUAAAAAAUCAAGAUAACACUACAAAGCCUUAUGACUAUGAUGACUCUAAGCUCGAUACUCACAAGAAUCUAGCUCUGAACAAUGAAACAUCUUCCAAUGCAGCAACUUAUGGCAGCACUGAUGCCCCUUACGACUCUGGUAAUCUCGAUAAAGAAACUGAGCAGGAGCAACCUGAAAACCAUACUGGUGCCAAGGCUGUUGCUGCCGGUGCUACGGCUGGGGGCAUUGGAGCCAUGUUGAGCUCUGUUCUUGGUCGAAAGAAAUCUGCUGGUGACAUCAAUAACAAGACUGUUGAUAAUCAAGGAAGCAUGUCUUCAUCUGGCAAUAUGACUGAUGGCGAUAUGGCUAGUGGAAACUUAACAAGUGGCAACAUGCUUAAGGAAAAACCCUCAAGUGGAAGGAUGCCCAGUGGAGAUAUCAAGCCUAGUGGAAAAAUGUCUGUUGGAAGCAAGCCUAGUGGAAACUUGUCUGGCGGAAUUAUGCCUAGCGGAGACAUGUCUAGUGGAAACAUGCCUAGUGGAAGCAUGUCUGCAGGAAGCAAGCCUAGUGUUAACGCACCCAACGACAGCGUCUACCGUUCUGAUAAUUUGUCUACUGCAACAGGCAACAAACCACCAAACAUUACUACUAAUGAUGUCAGCUCUCCUAUGGUUGCAACAACCAACACAAAUGAUAGCCUCGGCGCUGGUGGCAUCAACAGCAGCAACAAGGGCGUCUCGGGAACCACUAACUUGAAUAUGAACUCACCUUCACCUGGCAAUAAAGAUCUUUCCACUCUUGGUAUUCAAACCAACCAGCCGGACUCCAUCAAGGGCAACCUGGAUAACAGUCGCGGAAUGAACACUCAAAAUGAUCGCCUUAACCGAAGCAACGAUACUGAAUAUCUCAAACCUCCCAGCGCGCGAUCAUUGACCAACAACAAUGAACCUAUUUCCAACGGUGAAACUGUCGUUGAUGACAAGAAAAGAAAUAAGGUCAGUGGUAUUGCUAGCUAUAUCUUCGGCCACGAGCUCAAGUUACAAGGCUCCUACAAGAUAUUCCUUUCCAAAUUUUUACAUAACGAAGCCAUGAAAAAUGAUGGGUUGGAACUCCAGCGCAAGGGAAGACAUAUUUUGGACACCUAUCGUAGGGCCCAACAGCAUAGCGCGCUUGUUUAAGUCAGUGAUAAUGUGAUGUUUCCUUCUUCUGUAUGUACAGAUUAUAUGUAGUUAGCCUUUGUCUGUAAUUAGCUUUUAACAAAAUAAUUAUCGUAUACUAAAAAACAAAAAGCAAAUCUGUGAAUUCGAACCAAAAAGCCCUUAUAUUGUCUAUAAUAUAGCUAGUGUUGUUAUCAGUCCCUUCUUUCUUACCUGUUUUUUUAUUUAUUUUGUUUUU
This is a messenger RNA of Umbelopsis ramanniana AG, 3302 nucleotides long. RefSeq lists its product as uncharacterized. NCBI's taxonomy places the organism in Eukaryota, Fungi, Mucoromycota, Umbelopsidomycetes, Umbelopsidales, Umbelopsidaceae. The coding region runs from base 167 to 3085 and encodes 972 amino acids. The transcript has 3 exons. The record is from RefSeq and is a predicted model, not a curated record.